Messenger RNA from Octopus sinensis (East Asian common octopus), 4537 nucleotides. RefSeq lists its product as uncharacterized. The record is from RefSeq and is a predicted model, not a curated record. The transcript has 5 exons. Bases 752 to 2797 code for a protein of 681 amino acids. NCBI's taxonomy places the organism in Eukaryota, Metazoa, Mollusca, Cephalopoda, Octopoda, Octopodidae.
UAUAUAUUAGUGUUUCUUUCUCUCUCUCUCGCCUCCACAUGGUAGUUGUGUGACUACAGAAGCUCUCUCUCUCACACGCACACACGCUCCAGAUGUUGUAUUUAUGUAUUACUUCGUCGUAGCAUAUUCAUGUGGUGUGUGAGUGUUUUGUGGUUGCAGUCGACUGAUCUAAAUUAAAUAACAUAAAACAAAGGACAUUAACAAUAUCUACGACAACCACUGAAGAACAAUUUACCAACAAAAACUGUAAUCACAACGUGGAGUGGAUUUUUACAUCAGAGGACAUCAUUACGGUCAGUAUGUGUCUCAGUCCUGAAAGCUAAUGGACAAAUUACAUUUUACAGCUUGCAGCAGUUGAUUCUUUUAACACACACACAAAUAGACAGACUACUGCCAUCAGCUUUGGUGCGACCAGCUGUCUUGUAGUCUUCUGACAUUGAGGUUCACUCACUGACAAUGGCUCCUUAAAACAAACACACCUCUCUCCUUUAUUGCUCCACGGUGCCGACGACAUUGCUAUCGAAUCAGGGUUGGCAUCAAAAGGGAUAAAACAUUGGAAAAACAGAUUAUCAGGGACAAUAUGGUAAUAAGGCAGUGAUGGGCUGCUACACACUGGUUGUUGGAUUCUUGGUUCAAUUUACUGCUGAUGUCUGAAUCUGAUGGAAUCAGAUCCUUGAAAUGACUCUGUCGUCAGAAGAAAAUCCCUUGAUUUUUGGUUGUUGAUCCAAUUCUUGCUGUAUGGCUUACAAGAAUGGCAGGUGCCUUGACCACUGAAACUGUUGCUCCCCAAGCAAGAAACAAACCGAAAAAGAACUCUUCCAACAGUUCUGGUCCAGUAACCCACCCAUUAAAUUCCUACCCCGACAUUGUGUCUGGUGAGACCAGUGUCCAGUCACUAGUUGCCGGUCGUCAUCGACCGACGCGGAAUGUCGCUCGAGUCGAUGGCCAAAGACAACCGGCAUCAGAUGUGAUUUCUAGCUCCAAUGGCCUUUCUGUCUACCCUCCAUUCCGUGACUCUCACCAGGCUGCUGCAAGUGCAGCGCCAAAUAAUAUAGGGGCAAGUGGGGCUCAGUUUGGAGGGCUUCAGUUAUCGACUUCGGGAGGGGGGAAUGGGGCAGCAGCAGCAGCAGCUGCUGCUGCGGGAAAUAUUGCAGAUGGGAGAUCAAAUCCUGCUGAUGACCCUGGGCACCAGAACAAUCGGGAAGAAAGUGUUCAUUUACUUGGGAAUGGUCGACUUCCUCCUUUCCCACAGGAAGAUGAUGUUGACCUAGUUCCAUCAAACUGGAGCCCCCAUGAUGAACCUAUGCUUGGUCGCGCUCAGCCAAUAAGGACUCGUGAUCUGCAUGCUGGGGUCUAUGGUGGUGAAAAUGUCAAUACCAAUGAAAUCCUUCCUGAUAUUCUUAACUCACACAUGGUUGGCAGGCCGGUUGCCAUUUCUCGACCUAAUCUGCAUCGAAAUCGCAAUGAUCGACAAGUAAGGACAAGAAACGGUGACCGAAGUGCACAGCGGCAACGUAACCCUGUAAAUCAGCCUUCUCGACCAGCUGCCCGGACAAGGAGCCGAAAUAAUUCCUCACAACAAACAGAUCGGAACUGUAAAGCUCCAUGCUUGAAAUGCUUGACAGCCAUCACAUCUUUCAAAUAUGUGUUGAUUCUUCUCUCGAUGCUUGGCAUUUGUUGUGUGAUAAUUGGGAUUGUACUAGCAGCCUUGCAUGGAUCUGGCAGCAGCUUCCUGUUCUUGGCAAUCAUGUUUUUUGGUCUUGGACUGUUGCUCCUCAUUGUAGUAAUUGUUGGUUGGAAGUUCACCCCCCAGGGGCACGAACCACUUCAUUUACUAUUCGGUUUAGGAGAUCACAGUUUACUCAACCAAGCCCGAUCACAUGGUAUGCAGCGGACUCGAGAAGGCUAUUGGCAUGGAGGAAUCAUGUACCCUGAGUUUCAAUAUCGUCGACCACCACCUUCGUAUGAUGUGUCUAUGCAAGAGUACCAACAGCAGCUACUACAACAGUACCAACAAUCUAUCAACAACACCGAUAAUUACAGCCUACCAAGUUCUCCACCUCCCACCUAUCGGUCACGGGCCAGCACCCUGCGACCGGGAGUUUAUAUGGUGUUCCCACCUAACCCAAAUGAAAGUUACCCAAAUUCUUUACCUCCUACCUACAGGUCGCAAAUGAGCGAUGCCCAUUCUCGGCCGUCACUGCCCUUGACUGAGUGUGACUCUGAGAGCUUUGCCAUAGCAGACCUGUCGGACUUCCAGAACGAUCCCAUAUCUAAUGACACUUUAGAGUCCAAUACAAACUCUAUCAACACUGAUAGUAACUUUAGCACUAUGAACCAUUUCAGGCCCUACCCUGUGGACCAUCAUACGCCAGCGUAUCGUCCUGAAAUAGGGAACCUUACCAUUGAUACCACACCGUCAAUGUAUCCGGGACGCUCUCAAGGAACCAUGACAGACCCCGAAGGAUUGACACCCUGUUCGACCACUUUACCAGCAAGCUACAGAACUGAUGUUCCGUGUGAUAUUCUUACGAACACUCCCUCUUCCCCCCCGCCACUACCAGCACCUCCUGCUGCCGAUGCCCUCAGCAGACCAGAGCUCUUGAGCGAGAGGACAUUCGGUGCAUCAAUUGCAGACUAUUGUGAGAACAGCGGUGUUGCCAUUAGCAACCCUAUCAGUCGAAACUCUACUACUGAGCAUGUCGAUGCUUUGCCAAACUCCGCCACCCCUUCCUCUUCCUCCUCCUCCUCCCCCUCUUCUACUCAAAUAAAAGCUACAGCUGAGACGUGUUUGUGACAGAGCUGAACCUUCAGUGUUUUCAGUUAUACUUUGUUGACAUUAUCAUUAUUAUUAUUAUUAAUAAUAUAAUUAUUAUUAUUAUUUCAUUUUAACCUUUCUGUAAAAGAAAAACUCAAAAACAGAAGAAAAAGCAAAACUUUUAUGUAUUUUUUCAUAUAUAUAUAUGUAUAUAUAUAUGUAUCACACACACACAAACACUAAUUGGCUGAUUUGAUCAAGAAUAGGUGUCUCUUCUCUCUUUCUCGCCCUCUCUCUUUCACACCUCCUCAUAUAUGUAUACACACACAUAUAUAUAUAAUGAGUAUGAGGAUGCUUACACAAAGGUAGGUAGGCACCAGGUUAGUGCUCAGACAGUCUGAAUUCUUAAAAAUCCAGCUUCUCAACCAGAGUAAGGUUCUUCAAAGCUGAAGAGUUGGUGCAAAGAAAGCCUGAGCAAAUGAUAGAUAAUAAAGAGAGAUGAACAAAUGAUCAUAGAUGUAUGGAAUAUAGUUACAGGAGUUGUGGCAUAAUAUUGUAUGAUACAAUCAGAUCUUUACAGUUGUUUCGAUGCAUCUUGUGAAUAGUGGAUAUUAUUAUGCAUAUUAUGCAGUUAGGUAUAAACAUUAUAAGACAAUAUUAUUCAAAAGCAAAUAUAAUGCCAAUAUGCAAGAGCUAUGCUAUAUAAAUACCUUCAUGCGUCAAACACAGUGCAUCGUCUUCAGAAGGUGUGUGAAAUACCAUAAGUGCUUUUGAAUAACGCCUUUUAAUGCUUAUGGCUAAUCAAAUAAUAUGCAUCAUGAUAUCCACUAUUGACAGAGUUCCUCAAAACAGCUGUAAAGAUCUGAUUAUAUCAUGUAAUAUUAUGUAGCAUCUCAUGUAACCAUAUUCUAUAUAUCUAUGAUUGUUCAUCUUUCUUUAUUACACAUACAUCAUAAAUAAAUAUAUAUAUGUAUAUAAAAUAUAUAUCAUUUUAUGCACACACACAUACACACGCAUAUGGGCGCUAUUCCAAAUCAUGUGGUUAUGUCCCUUGAAAUAUUGUCUAUGAAUAUAUAUUCUGCUGAAUAACAUUUUCUGUUUCUUUUCCUCGUAAAGGAAGUGGGAGUUUGGUAAAUGGUAUAUUUAUGUGUACACACACACACGUCUAAUUUAGAGAGUGUUUCAUAAUGAGAACACCCCCACUUUACUUCAAGCAAAAAUUCCUGAACAGUUUUAGAUAUGGGUUGAGGGUGGGGGGCAGUUGCAGAACUGGAACAAGGGCAGACUACUCUGGGCAAUGCAUUUAUUGGGGUGGCACUUUUGCUGUAUAAGUUUGUGUAGGGUGUAUUGGCUGAGUGGGGAUGGGGAAAGGAGAGGGGGUGGUGCAAACUCAAAGGGCUGCUCAGGGUGGCACAUACCCUUUUAGCUAUGCUGCUGAAGUGGGUUCAAUAAGUGAAAAUAAAAUAUAUCAAUGGCUCACCCUCAGACUUGCCGUACCCAAAAUGGUCUCUCUUCACUCAUUGUUAUUGAUUAAGGGGCAGGAGAACCAAAAUAAUAAUAAUAAUAAUAAUAAUUAUUAUUAUUAUUGCCUAAGGAAAUAAAAUAUUUUAAAGGGAAUAAUGAAUAUGUAAAUAAGAUAAAGUGGCAUGUUUUUGAAUUAGUGUUGAAUAAUCUUUCAUUUUAAGUUAUAAAGCUAAAAGAAAACUAAGAAAAAAAAUAUACACCAGACCUCCUUCUCCAUUCCAAAUAAAGUGUAAAAAUAUUUCAAAUGAAAUCAUA